Molecule: messenger RNA, 2886 nt
Organism: Mixia osmundae IAM 14324
Lineage: Eukaryota; Fungi; Basidiomycota; Mixiomycetes; Mixiales; Mixiaceae
Exons: 2
Coding region: 1-2886 (961 amino acids)
Source: RefSeq, a predicted model, not a curated record
AUGCUGGCAGCUCAAUGCGCCUCACCAGAGGGCUCGCCUACUGAUAUAACAAGCGGCGUACAUUCAGCCGCUCGGCAACAGCAAGGCAGCCGACAGGACUCGUCUGAUGACGAGUAUGCGCGCAAUGAUGACGACUCGAGCGCGAGACCGUAUCAGUCGAGUACUCUGUUCGAGUACACGAGCGACGAAAAGCUAGCGAGUACCAAGGACCUCAGCCUGCCCCUACCUGGUCAGCUAGAGCAGAACGUCAAGCAGAUCUCACUUGACGCGCCCAUGCCUCCACUACCGGGCGGUCUGAGCCCUAUCAUUUCUGGCUCCCACGAGCUAGCGGCAAUGUCGCGAGCGCCAAGCCAGAGCAACCAGACGAAUGCGCAUACGAAUGGACACGCCGAGCCUGCCUCCUCUUCGCACAAAUCAAGCAAAACCGUCUCUCGAGCUGAUCUCGUCGCCCUGGCAUCACCUAACGCUACCGAGUCGCGCGCUAGCUCGCCCAACAGUCGCAGGCCGCCAAGCGCCAGCCAAUCCAGACGAUCAUCUGGACAAUCUGCCUCCAACUCGCCCGCACAGACGAAACCAGGGCAAGAACCAGAAUCGGCGCCAAUGAGCAGAAAAUCGACAGCUGAUUCGUCAUAUCAGGGUCGUUCGUCCGACUUGCAGCAGCAGAAAGCGGUACGCUCAGAUUCGCCGACGAGCGCUGCUCGUGGGGCUAUGCGAAACGUGAGUGCACCUCUUGCUGCUGCCAAUGGCAGUGCAGGUCGACAUUCUUCUGCUGCGCUGUACAGCAACGCCAUUCACAAGCAGACGAGCAGCGCUAGCAGUCUCCGAGAGCGAGCAGUGACGGCAGACACUGCGAGGCACUCGACAGGGUCUUAUAUUGCCUCUAUGGACCAAAGAAACUCGAGACCCUACUCCAGCUAUUCAGGCGUUCCCAUCCUUGACAACAAUACGGGACCCUACCCAGCUUCCAUCUCUUCGAGAAGCGCAAUCAAGUCUGUUCUUUACGACGGCGCAUUCGGUCUCUAUCGACCCCAAGAGCAGAUCACUCAUCCCUACCUGCCAGAGAUGCGACCUUCGGCAAGAGAUGCCAAGCCAUCGGCCAGUGCGCCAAUGCCGCCAUCUCUACCACUUUUGCCGAAACCUUUUCCGCUCGAUAUGGACAGUCCGACAGCGGCAGGCAAGCCCGCAAACGGACCUGAAGUUUGCAUAGAGUGUAUGAUGCGUGACCGUGAUCUAGCUGACACCGAUGUCACCUCGCCUGGCAUAUGGGCAAGAGCUAGCGAUGCAGCCUAUGAAGAAGCGCUCCGACGAGAAGAGGCAGACGAGCAAUCGAGUAUAGCUGGAAGCAGUCAUCACUCUGACGCCCCGAAUAGUCACGAUUUUCCAUCGACUUCGCCGAAUGGCCGUGAGAAGCCGACUUCUGCUCCGACUUCCCGAGAGGCUCUUGGCAGCCCCAGCCAUGCCGAAGAACGCGCCCGUUCGAAGAGCAUGCGUAUUGGCAGAGGCCAUAUGCUCACACAACCUGCUCUCAAGCUUUGGACGAGCAUGAAUAUCCCCGCAUCUAAUCACCGGUGGAAGACGUUGCAGACCUAUCUAGCAGAUCAGGCUCAGUAUCUACCGCCGGAAGCUGCUGCGCCCGCCGAGUCCCUGCGACAGCCGAGUCUGUCCUCUGAGCGGGAUGCCUGGCGAAAUCGGACGAGUGUUAUUCCUAGCCGCGUGGAUUCGGCCGUGCUGUCACGUACCAUUUCCGCGACUUCCGAGCCGAGACCAGAGACUCGCGCUCGCUCGCGUCCCCACGUCAAAGACGCCUGGCGUUUCUCUCGAGCAGGUUCUCGUGAUACAGCGCCGCUCAACCCGAAGGCAGUGUUAUCAGAUCUCACAGACGAUGCUUCUGCUCGUCGGUUCUCGUCGCCUCUGGGUAGUGGCAGCGCGAGUAGGAUAGGCUUGCACUAUGCUGCAAAGAGCUCUUCUGAUUUGCUCAGCCCGGCACGCCCGGCCAACGGUCGUGCAGAAGCGAGACCCCUCUCGCUAUGGUCACGGACAGCACGCAGUGCCACCAACUCCAUGUUAUCACUCGUGCCGAGCGGAUCAAUGGUAGACAUGCACCUCGGCCUAUCGUAUGAUCGCCAUCGCAGUAUGCAGCCGAUGCCGCAUCUGGCACACACCACCUCUCGCGCCCAACUCGACUCUAUGGGUGAGCUUAUGGAUCACCCUACGCAGCAAUCAUUGCCAAAGUCAGCUUCGAAAGGCUUCAAGGGGCUCUUUCAGCGCAUUCGUAGCAGUGACGGCAAGAAGCAAAGGGUCAGAUCAGUGGCGAGCCCGCCGAUCUUGCUGCAUGACGAGAGCGGUGGCAGGCAGACUUACUUCGAUCUAGCCGAACCCUUGACACCGCCGCCGCCACUGUCAUUCCUGACGGGUCAGUCGAGUAGACGGAGAGCUUCUGUGGCAUCCGCUGCAUCUUCGCAGGCGCCACAGUCUCCUAGCGAAGCGUUGAGCUCUCGUCCGACCUCGCUAUUCAUGUCUGGUGUCCUCUCCGAAAGUCAGCUCAGUCGACCCAUGCCCGCCCACAGCUCGCGGAACUCUGGCGGGCAGCAGUCUUCCGCGGACACGACGCUCGACUUUCCGCUUACGCCGCAGUCUCUGGCCAUGUCAGAGACGGGCAUGCCGAGCACGGAUGCCCUCAUGUCUGAUCCUUCGUACGACAGUCUUACUUCGAUACGGAAAGCACAGAUGAAAAGCCUGCCCGAUAUUCCAGAUGAUUAUGUCGAGAUUGGCGAUCGCGAACAGUGGAGUCCGACCGAUGGCUCGCUGAGCACGACCAAGCGUAAGAAGCCAAAGUCACGCAUUUUGUCAACAUUAGGCUUUCGACGCACGUCAAAGCACGAGUGA